AUGAACAGCGGCAGUGAGUCUCUCAGAAAAGCCGCCAUCAACAAGGCCAAGUCCGUAGCUGGCAGUACAACAACAUCGUCCAACGGCAAUGGGAAGAAACGGCGGAAGCAGGACCUCAAGCCUAUAAUCACCGGGAGCGAUCAGAGUACACAGAAUCAGCAAUCGCCGUUGAAUCACCAAAAGGCCCAGUACGGCCAAGACCUGCACAACUCACCCACCGAUUCCGACGACUCGGGCGACGAGCCAACCGAAAACACGGCGGACGAGGAGGACUCCGAGGACUACUGCAAGGGUGGUUACCACCCUGUGCAAGUAGGCGAGGAAUACAAAGAGGGAAAAUACACCAUCGUGCGAAAGUUGGGAUGGGGACAUUUCAGCACCGUCUGGCUGUCCAAGGACAAUACCACGGGCAAGCACGUCGCAUUAAAAGUCGUGCGCUCGGCCGCACAUUACACAGAGACGGCGCUGGACGAGAUUAAGCUUCUCAACAAGGUUGUGGACGCGAACAAGGACCAUCCAGGCCGUGCGCAUGUUGUGAGCCUUCUCGAUUCCUUCAACCACAAAGGUCCUCAUGGCAUGCACGUCUGCAUGGUGUUUGAGGUGUUGGGUGAAAAUCUGCUCGGUCUGAUCAAGAGAUGGAACCACCGUGGUAUCCCGAUGCCGCUGGUCAAGCAAAUCACAAAACAAGUUCUCCUCGGCCUUGAUUACCUCCAUCGAGAAUGCGGCAUCAUUCACACAGAUUUGAAGCCGGAGAACGUGCUCAUCGAGAUUGGCGAUGUUGAGCAGAUUGUCAAGACAUAUGUCAAGGAAGAUACCUCAAAAGAGGACAGAGACCAGCGUAACGGCCGUCGUAGGAGACGGACGCUCAUCACUGGCAGUCAACCUCUACCCAGCCCGCUCAACGCAUCUUUCAGCCAAAACGACAUGGCCAAUUUCCCGGGCAGCACACAGAGUCUGAACAAGUCUCUUGGUAUCAAAGCCGACGCGGAAGGCAAGGACGGCUCAGAUCCACACAAGGAGCGGGAAAAGACAGCUGAUAUUCUCGCCAACAACGUCUCGGACAUGGAUCUCGGCAAACCUGCUGGCAUUCUGAAACAGCCCAAGGAGGAGAAAGAGGAGACCAUUGAUGUGAUUUCAGUCAAGAUUGCCGAUUUGGGUAAUGCGUGUUGGGUGGGCCAUCACUUCACCAAUGACAUUCAGACUCGACAAUACCGCUCGCCAGAGGUCAUACUUGGAGCGAAAUGGGGUGCGAGUACGGAUAUUUGGAGUAUGGCAUGCAUGACCUUUGAACUAAUCACAGGCGACUACCUUUUCGACCCUCAAUCCGGCACCAAAUACGGCAAAGACGACGAUCACAUUGCGCAAAUCAUCGAACUCCUCGGCACAUUCCCCAAAUCCCUCUGCAUCUCCGGAAAGUGGUCACAAGAGAUCUUCAACCGCAAAGGCGAACUGCGGAACAUCCACCGACUCCGUCAUUGGGCGUUACCAGAUGUGUUGCGGGAGAAGUACCACUUUUCAGUCGAGGAGGCGAAAAGGAUCGGGGAGUUCUUGUUACCGAUGUUGGAGUUGUUGCCAGCUGAGAGGGCGAAUGCGGGCGGUAUGGCGGGACACCGGUUUCUGGAGGGCGUAAAGGGCAAUCAAGGGAAGUUGGACGUGGAGGUGGGCAGUAAAGGCGAGGGCAUCGCGGGAUGGAGUAGUGAGAUUAAGAAAGGCGCGAAGUAG
This is a messenger RNA of Zymoseptoria tritici IPO323, 1722 nucleotides long. It is a transcript of the gene SKY1, whose product is annotated as serine/threonine protein kinase, CMGC family. Gene Ontology annotation, molecular function: protein kinase activity; ATP binding. The transcript is spliced from 5 exons. Gene Ontology annotation, biological process: spliceosomal complex assembly; protein phosphorylation; regulation of mRNA processing. Bases 1 to 1722 code for a protein of 573 amino acids. The record is from RefSeq and is a predicted model, not a curated record. Lineage: Eukaryota; Fungi; Ascomycota; Dothideomycetes; Mycosphaerellales; Mycosphaerellaceae.